AUGCCUCCAACACGCAAUAGAGACGGCCGCCUGAGGUUUCGCGCUGCCCGAGCCUUCUACUUGACCUUGUUCAUAGGCACAUGCUUCGCUGCAUACUCGCUCUUCAGCCACAGCGAUGGUCCUGCAGCAUUACCACAGCAAUCCCUUCACAGGCGAUCACUCGAAACGCCUGUCACCACCACUGGCGAGGACGACUGCCGACGAGUCCACCAGGCACAAGAUGAGUGCGCAUUCAUACGAGCGCAUUGCCCCGACGACGAGGGAGGAUUCACGGCAUAUCUCGAGCUCUACUACUGCAAGCUGCCACACGCCAAACCUGUCGCAUUCAUUGUCCUGAUAUCAUGGCUUGGCCUGCUGUUCUCCACCAUUGGCAUUGCCGCCAGCGACUUCUUCUGUAUCGAUUUGAGCACGAUAGCUGGCAUCCUAGGCAUGAGUGAGAGCAUGGCUGGAGUUACCUUCCUGGCAUUCGGCAAUGGCAGUCCCGAUGUGUUCUCGACAUUCGCUGCCAUGAGCACCGACAGUGGUAGUCUGGCAGUGGGAGAGCUGUUCGGAGCAGCAGGUUUCAUCACGGCAGUGGUAGCAGGAUCUAUGGCAUUGAUACGGCCAUUCCAUGUGGCCAAAAAGAGCUUCGUGCGAGAUGUGGGCUUCUUCCUGGUCGCGGCAGCCUUCAGCAUGGUCUUUCUGUGGGACGGCAAGCUGCGAUUCUGGGAAUGCGCCGCUAUGGUGGCCUACUACAUCUUCUACGUGGCAUUCGUGGUGGCGUGGCACUGGUGGAUUGGGCGAAGAAGGCGACAGAGAGAGAAGAACGCAGCAGUAAGAGGGCACUUCAUACCACCAGAAGAGGAAGAGCACGAGCCAUAUCAUGACGACCCAGACGAGGCUCCAGAUAACAGUAGGCCAACAUUGUCGCGGGGCGCGUCGAGGGAGGAUUGGACAGUGCUGGAAGGUGGAGUGGCAGACCCACACGAGGAGAAUCAGAAUGAAGAUGAGGAGGAGGAAGCCAGAGACAAGUGGAUGAGCGAACUGGCGAGCAACAUGCGGUUGACGCGACCAACGGCUAGGAGCCGGCGGAACACGAUUAAUCCAGUUCGACCGUCUUUGGUAGGAGCUCUCGAGUUCCAGGCUGUGAUGAAGUCUUUGAACAAGUCACGGAACUUUCAGACCAUCCCACUUGACUCGCGCCGCUAUUCGGACGACCCUACAUUCACAACACUACAACAGCAGGACCAGAUGUCAUCGAUCUCUGAUCCAGCAGCUAGGCCGCCAUACGAGGUACAUAUCACGGAUGAGAGCUCACCGCAGCUCGAGCGACCCGAGCCAGAAUUACUGCCAUACUCUGCACCGCCAGGCAGGGUGCGAGCUGUUUCAGCGAACGAUGCGGCAGCUUUGGGCAUUAACAGGAGACUGCACCAUUUCCCCAGCUUGACACCCAUACAGUCCGAGGACAACUUGAUUGAGGCCUCAAGCGAUGAAGGCCAGCAUAGUCGCGAUCGAUCAAGGUCCACGUCAAGGCUUGCCGUUCCUAGGAUUGGAGGCGCACCGCAGCUUGCUUCGCCAACGAUCAUGGUCGAGCCAAGUACACCUCGCCAAGCGACACAACCCAUGGAAGGUACACGAACGCCUGGAUCUUCACAUUCCGUGGACUUGCUCGCGCCACCUGAUCAGCAUGGUAAUGUGCCUUUCAAUCGUCCACACAGCGAUCACUUUGUGCCUCAAGUACCAUCUCGACAGGGCACAGACUCACCUAAGAAUUCACCUCGACUCGUGCCUAGAGCGAAACAACUCCCAAAGAUCGUGAUACCCCAGCGAUCAGGGUCGCCCUCUUCAUCGCGCGCAACUUCGCCAUUUCCGACGUAUCGGGACUUUCCUUCGCCAUCCGUGACAGCAAGCACGAGGUCACCUAGCACGAGGCCGCCUAGUGUUUACCUGCCAGCACCUGGUCUUGCUUCCCCUGAAUCACUGCCAGUGGAUCAAGCCGCAGAACGUGAAACACCCAGGCGGCCGACCAAGCUCAACAAGCUAUGGCCAAGGAUUCUGCCUCCUCCCGGGGUCAUCAUUUCGACCCUGCUGCCAACCAUAUACCAUUGGCAUGAGAAGACUUGGUGGGAGAAGUUGCUGGGCUUCGUCGCCGCACCGAGUGUCUUCCUUUUGACGGUCACACUCCCCGUUGUAGAACAAGAACGUGAGAACGAUAGCACGAGUCCAUCGCAGACGCCAGCACAUGUCGAUAGCUUCGAUAGCAUGAAGUCAAGGUCGAAGAGCAUCCGUGGUGCACCUGGCAUGUCACCGGGGCAGGUCAGAGGACUGGUUCCCGAGUUCGUCUUGGAUCCUGCCGAUGCACAUGCUGGCUCCCACAGACAUACCUUGACUCCGGGUGAUGUUACACACGGGCCUGGCGGUACCGCGACAAUGGCUGCAGAAGCAGAGCAGCAGCAUCGAGAGCAGUAUCACGACAACCCGAAUAAGCAUGCCUCGAUCUCAGCUGAGCCCUCAGCUCUGGAAAAUUCACUACUGGAUGAGACUGAGAACCCACACGAGCUGUGGAACCGCUGGCUUACCAUUAUACAGCUCUUCCUGGCUCCUAUUUUCAUCGUCCUGGCACUGUACAUCCAGUCUCCGGCCGAUCUGUCGCCGCACUGGCUUAUCCGACCUAUCUUGAUCUGCUUACUGGUCUCGGUCGUACUACUCAUCCCACUCUUGCUGACCACAACGCCGACCCAUCGGCCCGAGGUAUAUCGCAUCAUCCUCAGCUUCGCUGGCUUUGUUGUGGCAAUUGCCUGGAUCUCGGCCGUGGCCUCACAAGUCGUCGGCGCCUUGAAGGCCCUCGCCGUCAUUCUCAACAUGUCCCACGCCAUCAUGGGUCUAACCAUCUUCGCCGUCGGCAACUCUCUUGGCGAUCUCGUCGCGGACGUCACAGUCGCGAAGCUCGGCUACCCCGUCAUGGCACUUUCAGCCUGCUUCGGCGGUCCCAUGCUCAACAUCCUCCUCGGCAUAGGGCUCUCAGGAUCCUACAUCCUCUUCACCCGCGCCGAGCACAAACUCGACAAACACCCCGGCAAAGGCCUAAAGUUCCACUCCUACCACAUCGAAGUCAGCAAAACUCUGAUCGUCAGUGGCAUCACCUUACUUAUCACGCUCUGCGGCCUGAUGAUCUUGGUCCCGCUUAACAAGUGGGUUUUGAGCAGGAAGAUUGGAUGGGCGCUGAUUGCGCUUUGGACUAUCAGUACGAUUUUCAAUGUUGUGAUUGAGGUCACGGGGUUUCUCGGGGAGAUGGAGAGGUGA
This is a messenger RNA of Fulvia fulva, 3282 nucleotides long. RefSeq names its product Putative cation exchanger. The coding region runs from base 1 to 3282 and encodes 1093 amino acids. Gene Ontology annotation, cellular component: membrane. Gene Ontology annotation, biological process: intracellular calcium ion homeostasis; transmembrane transport; monoatomic cation transport. The transcript has a single exon. Gene Ontology annotation, molecular function: monoatomic cation transmembrane transporter activity. The record is from RefSeq and is a predicted model, not a curated record. NCBI's taxonomy places the organism in Eukaryota, Fungi, Ascomycota, Dothideomycetes, Mycosphaerellales, Mycosphaerellaceae.